GGUUGUUAAUAUCGGUAGCGGAAUCGGUACCGAUAGUAUCGCCGAUAGCGAUACUCAGUAUCGGAUCAGUAUCGGCGGUACUUUUAAAAAAAGGGUACCGGAAGGGUAUCGAGGUGGUAUCGAUCGAUACUCCGAUACCGAUACUUCGUCUGUCAUUAUAGUCUGUCAUUAUAGUCUAUCGUACAACAAAAAAUGACGUCGCGAAUGUUUGUCUGUGAAACUUUUUUUAAAUAUCGUGGCCCAGCCUCAAAAAGUGGAAACUCUUUAUUCCAGUGCAUGAAGUGUCCACCAAAUGUUUUAAAUAAGGAAGGGAAAGAAGCCCUGUUAUCAUGCAGUGAUGUGUCGAGAAAUAAUCUUAAAAAACAUUUGAAGUCCAAGCAUGCAGGUUUAGUUGAUGCAUUUGAAGAGGCUUGUAAGACUAGUGGUAAAAAAAGAAAUGCAAACUGCUUGGAUGAAUCAGGUUCAUCUCAGCCAACUAUCCGAGAGUCACUUUCAAGUAAACGUCAAAAGACCAUCAUUUCUCAGACGCAGUUUGAUGAACUAGUUUUAGAUUAUAUCAUUGGAAGUUUACUUCCAAUUAGGCAUGUUGAUACUCCUCAAUUUAUUGAAUAUUCCAAUGGAAUUUCCAGUGGAAAUUUUAAAAUAAUGUGUCGACAGACACUAGCCAAAAAAAUUGAUGACAGAUUCCAAACAUCAAAACAAGCCCUUAUAGAUAUACUGAAAAAAACAUCAGCUGUUUGCACAACAGCUUUUUAA
Daphnia pulicaria is the source of this 756-nucleotide messenger RNA. RefSeq lists its product as uncharacterized. The transcript has 3 exons. The record is from RefSeq and is a predicted model, not a curated record. Bases 193 to 756 code for a protein of 187 amino acids. NCBI's taxonomy places the organism in Eukaryota, Metazoa, Arthropoda, Branchiopoda, Diplostraca, Daphniidae.